AUGGAACCAUUGGGUGAGCGCAAAUCUAGAAGUGCCAAUGGAACUAGAACUGCUGUUGGUGUUGUAGGUGCUGCACCUGCUGCAGAAAAACUGCUCCAUCCUUCCUGGGAGGCUAAGAAACAAGCAGAAGCGAAAAUGAAAAACGUCAAGUUCCAGGGUAAGAAAAUCACUUUUGAUUAA
Lodderomyces elongisporus is the source of this 180-nucleotide messenger RNA. Its product is annotated as BUD22 family protein. Gene Ontology annotation, biological process: maturation of SSU-rRNA. Gene Ontology annotation, cellular component: 90S preribosome; nucleus. NCBI's taxonomy places the organism in Eukaryota, Fungi, Ascomycota, Pichiomycetes, Serinales, Debaryomycetaceae. Bases 1 to 180 code for a protein of 59 amino acids. The record is from RefSeq and is a predicted model, not a curated record. The transcript has a single exon.